AUUGUGCAGUGGAAUGAGAACGCUAGGAUUACACUAACACUGUUUUAUCAGGAGGACGGAGACACUACCUUAGACGGGGUGAGCUGUUUACUACACCAACAGGAAAUACCUUUGAGCUUUUCUGCACCGGGCUGUUUUUUGUGUGGGCCUCAGGCAUGGCACCAGACGUGGAGCGGAUCAUCCAGAGCAUUGGCCUUGGAGACCAGGAUGCCGUCCAGCUGCUACUGGACAGCUACAAUACUCAGAAUGCAGAGUGCUACUUUUUCAACACUGAGGCACAGGACAGAAAAAAGCAACAACGAAUGGAAGAGUUCAGAACGAACAAAAUAAGGGAGUGUGCUCCUAACUCUGAAUCGGACAGUGAGUCGGACGACGAGAGACCGGAUCUUCUUCUCAGAGAGGAUCUGGCUGCAGCCCUGCUCUGCUUUGUAAGAGGCCAGCUGCAGCCUGCAGUGUUACGGGCUUGUCUGCAUACUCUGAGAAUCCUCUCCCGUGACCGCAGAGCCCUGGGACCGAUGAUCACUGAUAGUGCCCUUUUCACCCUGACACAUCUGGGAGGCAUUGAUCUUCUGCAGCCCUGCCAGCAGCAGGACAAGAGACAAAAUGAAGCUCAGUGGGACAGAACAGAAACACACAUCCACAGAAAAGCAGCGAGUGGCUGUCAGGGAGCUGCAGAUGCUGAUGUGGGGUGUGCGAUUUCAAUUUGUGUUCCCACCAAAGAAGCUGGUGAUGCUACCCCAAAUGGCUCUGAUCGUCGCUGCUAUGAGCGGAGAGGCAAUGAAGGGCACCUUUCGCUUGCACCCGGGAAGAAAGAUGCCCGGGAAGAAGACAGUGAGGAAGAUAGGAAAGAGGAAGAUGGGGAGGUGUGCAGGAUGGAGGCCAUGAAAGUCUUAUGUAAUAUAAUUUACAACAGCCCCCGAGCACAGGAAAGAGCCAGCGCACUGAGGCUUCUGCAGGGAUUAUGGGAGAGUCUGAAGCAGGGGAUGUGGAGUAUGGCGCCACCCACUGGCCAGUUUUACAAGCUGAGGCUGCUCUUCUUACUAACAGCCCUGAGGCCUGAGCUCAGGCUGCAGCUGCAGCAGGAGCGCGGGGUGUUGAUUCUAACCCAAGCCUUGGAGCGGUGCCUGGCCUUGAGUUGGGCCGAAGGACAUCAGCUGAUCACUGACGGCACAGCCACUCCCGUCUCCAAGGAGGUGUCCCAGGAUGUCAUCGAGAUCCUCAAGACAAUCUUCAACAUCGCUCACAGGUUCUACAGGCAGGAGCCCGAUGAGGAGGAGGCCACUCUGUACCGCCACCUAGCGGCUGUCUUACGUCACUGUCUCUUGCUGCCGUGUGAUGGAGCAGACACGGAGGAACUACAAGGACAUUCAGUGAACAUCUUGUCAGCCUUGCCCCUGACCUGUCUGGACGUCCUGCUGGCUGUCCCUGUGGAACAGGCAUCUCAUAAGUAUGAAGGCGUCAACAUGGACUGUGUCCACGCAUUGCUGCUGUUCAUGGACAGACGACUGGACAGGGGUCUGAAGCUGAAAGAGAAGCUAACUCCUGUUCUAAGUUUACUGACAGAGAGUUGUCGAGUUCACAGAGAAACACGUUGCUACUUACGACAAAAGAUCUUACCUCCUCUGAGGGAUGUUGCAGUUCGACCUGAGCAGGACAGCUCGCUCAGAGGCCAGCUGGUCCGCCUGAUGACCCACGUUGACACUGAUGUGAAGGACUGUGCUGCCGAGUUGCUUUUUGUGCUCUGCAAAGAAAAUGUCAGCCGCUUUGUUAAAUACACUGGUUAUGGCAACGCUGCAGGGCUGCUGGCAGCUCGGGGUCUGCUGAAUGGCAGGAGGAACUCCGGUGACAGCCAGUUUGCCUCCCACUACUCCAGCGACUCAGACUCAGACACCGAGGAGUACCGGGAGGCCAAAUCCAAGAUCAACCUGGUGACAGGCCGGGUGGAGGCAGAGCAGCCCGAUCCAAUGGAAGGCCUGACGGAGGAAGAGAAGGAAGAGGAAGCCCAUCGUCUCAUCUGCAUGAUCAAUAGACUAUCACGAGACCAAAUCAUUCAGCCGAUGGGUGUAACAACAGAUGGCAGACUGGCUCCGUUUUGGAGCCAGAUGAGGGGCUGCACGGAGGAGGAGGAGGAGGAGGAGGAGGAGGAGGAGGAGGAAGAGGAGUUGGAGGAACAGGAGGAGGAGGAGGAGGAGGAUUUGAAUUUGAUGCCACCAGGGUUGAAAGACAAAACAAUCAAAUAGCAAAGUAUUUUUCCUUCUACGCUGACACCGAAAUGACCAAGAGGAGCACCUGCAACAAUGAGAGAACUGUUAUUUUAAUUAUUAUUUAAUGCUUUGGCAUGCUGUUACUUCUGCUCAGGUUAUAUUAAUUUUUAUUCGUACAAUUAAAAUCUGAGCGAUCACUCUUUUGCUACUUCAACAGCAAAUCAAAAACAGGAUAGUUUGUCGAUUAGUGAUGUCAGAAGGAAUAAUGAGUAGAAAUGAGAGACAGCUUUAGAUGUAAAAUUGAAGCACUAUAUUUUCAGAUGAAUUUAUGUUUUGUCUGUUUGCAUUCAAACCUUUGGGCACUUUAGGAAUGCCUUGUGUUUCUGAACAAAUUUUUCCCCAGCAGAGAAAUAGAAAUAAAGCUCUUUUAAACUGUU
Fundulus heteroclitus (mummichog) is the source of this 2641-nucleotide messenger RNA. RefSeq names its product synembryn-A. Gene Ontology annotation, cellular component: plasma membrane; cytoplasm. Lineage: Eukaryota; Metazoa; Chordata; Actinopteri; Cyprinodontiformes; Fundulidae. Gene Ontology annotation, biological process: G protein-coupled receptor signaling pathway. The coding region runs from base 156 to 2240 and encodes 694 amino acids. Gene Ontology annotation, molecular function: G-protein alpha-subunit binding; guanyl-nucleotide exchange factor activity. The record is from RefSeq and is a predicted model, not a curated record. The transcript is spliced from 14 exons.